Molecule: messenger RNA, 4402 nt
Organism: Hyla sarda
Lineage: Eukaryota; Metazoa; Chordata; Amphibia; Anura; Hylidae
Gene: BAIAP2
Product: BAR/IMD domain containing adaptor protein 2
Biological process (GO): positive regulation of actin filament polymerization; actin crosslink formation; actin filament bundle assembly
Cellular component (GO): nucleoplasm; cytosol
Molecular function (GO): cytoskeletal adaptor activity; protein binding
Source: RefSeq, a predicted model, not a curated record
UACAUCGAGGCGAUCAGUAACCGGCAGAGUGAGCUGGAGAACUUCGUAUCCGACGGCUACAAGACGGCACUGACGGAGGAGCGGAGGAGGUACUGCUUCCUGGUGGAGAAACAAUGUGCGGUGGCCAAGAACUCCAUCGUGUACCACAACAAGGGUAAGGACCUGCUGACCCAGAAGAUUCCCUCCUGGCAACAAGCCAGCGUGGACCCCAACAAGAUCCCGGACCGGGCCCUACAGAUCGUGCAGCAGAUGGCCACAGGGCCCAAUGGUACAAUCCUAUCGGGGGCCCUGUCUGGGCCUAUGACCAGCUCCAAAUCCAGCCUUUCCAUAUCGGACCCGAUCCCCGGUGCCAAGCCGCUGCCAGUGCCACCUGAGCUGGCGCCAUUUGUCGGGAGAAUGUCCGCCCAGGAGGGCACGCCGAUCAUGAAUGGGGUCACAGGGCCGCCCCCCAGCAGCUACGAACACUGGGGCGACAUGAAGCCCAUACAGUCCAAAAUGUUACCGUCUCAGCCGCACAAGCAGAUCAGCGACUCCUACUCCAACACCCUCCCGGCCCGCAAGAGCGUCCCCCCCAAAAACAGCUACACCGUGGCAGAGAACAAGACCCUUCCCCGAUCCAGCUCCAUGGCGGCCGGCUUAGAAAGAAACGGCAGGACGCGGGUGCAGGCCAUCUUCUCACACGCCGCCGGAGACAACAGCACCUUAUUAAGCUUCAGCAACGGCGACUACAUCACCCUGCUGGUGCCGGAGGCGAGGGACGGCUGGCAUUACGGCGAGAGCGAGAAGACCAAGCUGAGAGGAUGGUUCCCGUUCUCCUAUACGAGAGUGUUAGACCGAGGAGACACAGGAAAUCGUACACAGAAUUUACAGCCCGGGAAGAGCAGCAGCACCGGGAACCUGCUGGACAAAGACGACAUGUCCAUCCCCCCACCGGACUACAACAUGGCCGCCCGUGGCUUCCCUCCGCAGGCCGCAAGUUCCUUCAAACCCCGGCCAUACAGCGUGGCUGCACCGGUCUUCACACAGGCAUACUUAGUGCCCUACGGGUACACAAUAAACAAGAGCGCCAGCUUUCUGUGCCCACAGUCACCUGGACUGUACAAACCUUGUAGGAGGUCUUCACCCGGUUUAGAUGACUACGGGGCAGCGCGUCCCACAAACAGCAGCAAUGGGACAAUGAUCUCCACUGUGUGAGGGGCACAGACACGGCCACCGCUGCUUUGAAGAACUUUCGCCCUUUAUCUUUCCGCUUUUACUAUUUUAUUUAUUUUAUGUUUCCACCAUUUUCUUGGAAAAUUUCUGUUCACUUUUUUUUUUUUUUUUUUUUUUUUUUUAACACCGGAAUUGAUUUUCUAGGUCUUUUGGAUUCCUCCCUCAGUCCAUUGAGUUGCUGGAGGGAUCUACGCUGUAAUGUAAAGCAGGGACUGGAGGUCACGCCGGCGCCUGGGCUAUCCUGGUGUGACUCGCUGAAGUUUUUUUUUAUUUUUCUCCUCCUGUCGCUGUCGUUUUCAGAGCAGACAUUUGCCAAAGUCUAUCUGUAAUUACUGAACAUAAAGAAGUUCUCUACCGCCGUGGACAUUUUAUACCAGUUUUUAUGGGGUGUACGGAGACUUUAUUUUCGAGGUCUGUGGGGGAGGGUCCGGGGUGGGGAUAUUGCUUCCUCCGCCCGUGUCGUGGGACAUCAGGGACUGUUACUGCUUUUGUCACUGUUUUGUCCUAUCUGAAGUCUAUGUAAACACCAAGGGGCAAAAAAAAACUCCAAACUGUUGCGCUAUUUUUUUUUUUAACAUGUCCUAUUGAAGUCAAUGGGAGGUGGAUCUGCACUUUUUAGGGGCGUUUUGUAUUAUUUUUCGCAUGGUUUUUGCAUGUGAACCUACGAUAACUAAUUUUGUGUCAUCCAUCUUGGGCUACGUUGGGUCUUUUUUCCUUCAGUCACAUCCAAAGUGCUGAGAUCCUGGGUUCCGGAGCAGUGCGUUGUGGGAAAGUCUGUUUAUAUACUUCUCCCCCCAUAAGGCAUCAGUGAUGUACAGAGCUAUGAGGUCACCCACCCAGAAUGGAGGAAACCACAGCAUCUUGUGUGACCUUGGAUGUGAUGGGAGAAGAUAUGACCCAAGAUCGGCCCAGGAUCCGCUAUAUAUCCACAACCCUGAGACCAGCCUAGGAUCCACUAUGUAUCUACAACCCCAAGAUCGGCCCAGGAUCCACUAUAUAUCCACAACCCUGAGACCAGCCUAGGAUCCACUAUAUAUCUACAACCCCAAGAUCCACUAUAUAUCCACAUCCCCAAAAUCGGCCCAGGAUCCACUAUAUAUCCACAACCCCGACAUCGGCCCAGGAUCCACUAUAUAUCCACAUCCCCAAAAUCGGCCCAGGAUCCACUAUAUAUCCACAACCCCGACAUCGGCCCAGGAUCCACUAUAUAUCCAAAACCCUAAGAUCGGCCCAGGAUCCACUAUAUAUCCACAACCCCGACAUCAGCCCAGGAUCCACUAUAUAUCCACAACCCGACAUCAGCCCAGGAUCCACUAUAUAUCCACAACCCCGACAUCGGCCCCUGAUCCACUAUAUAUCCACAACCCCGACAUCGGCCCAGGAUCCACUAUAUAUCCACAACCCUAAGAUCGGCCCAGGACCCACUAUAUAUCCACAACCCCGACAUCAGCCCAGGAUCCACUAUAUAUCCACAACCCCAAGAUCUGCCCAGGAUCCACUAUAUAUCCACAACCCCGACAUCAGCCCAGGAUCCACUAUAUAUCCACAACCCCGACAUCGGCCCAGGAUCCACUAUAUAUCCACAACCCCGACAUCGGCCCAGGAUCCACUAUAUAAUCCACAACCCCGACAUCGGCCCAGGAUCCACUAUAUAAUCCACAACCCCGACAUCGGCCCAGGAUCCACUAUAUAUCCACAACCCUAAGAUCAGCCCAGGAUCCACUAUAUAUCCACAACCCCGAGACCAGCCUAGGAUCCACUAUAUAUCCACAACCCAAAGAUCGGCCCAGGAUCCACUAUAUAUCCACAACCCCGAGACCGGCCCAGGAUCCACUAUAUAUCCACAACCCCGAGACCGGCCCAGGAUCCACUAUAUAUCCACAACCCCGACAUCAGCCCAGGAUCCACUAUAUAUCCACAACCCCAAGAUCUGCUCAGGAUCCGCUGUAUAUCCACAACCCAGAGACCAGCCUAGGAUCCACUAUAUAUCCACAACCCAAAGAUCGGCCCAGGAUCCACUAUAUAUCCACAACCCCGACAUCAGCCCAGGAUCCACUAUAUAUCCACAACCCCGACAUCAGCCCAGGAUCCACUAUAUAUCCACAACCCCGAGACCAGCCCAGGAUCCACUAUAUAUCCACAUCCCCAGAUCGGACCAGGAUCCACUAUAUAUCCACAACCCUAAGAUCGACCCAGGAUCCACUAUAUAUCCACAAUCCUAAGAUCGGCCCAGGGUCCACUAUAUAUCCGCAUCCCUAAGAUAGGCCCAGGAUCCACUAUAUAUCCACAAUACUAAGAUUGGCCCAGGAUCCACUAUAUAUCCACAACCCUAAGAUAGGCCCAGGAUCCACUAUAUAUCCGCAUCCCUAAGAUAGGCCCAGGAUCCACUAUAUAUCCGCAUCCCUAAAAUAGGCCCAGGAUCCACUAUAUAUCCACAAUACUAAGAUAGGCCCAGGAUCCACUAUAUAUCCACAAUACUAAGAUAGGCCCAGGAUCCACUAUAUAUCCACAAUACUAAGAUUUGCCCAGGAUCCACUAUAUAUCCACAACCCCAAGAUUGGCCCAGGGUACACUAUAUAUCCGCAUCCCUAAGAUAGGCCCAGGAUCCACUAUAUAUCCACAAUACUAAGAUUGGCCCAGGAUCCACUAUAUAUCCACAAUACUAAGAUUGGCCCAGGAUCCACUAUAUAUCCACAAUACUAAGAUAGGCCCAGGAUCCACUAUAUAUCCACAAUACUAAGAUUGGCCCAGGAUCCACUAUAUAUCCACAUCCCCUGAGAUCGGCCCAGGAUUCACUAUAUAUCCACAUCCCCGACAUCGGCCCAGGAUCCACUAUAUAUCCACAUCCCCAUAGUCACAGGUGUUUUAUAGUGUGCACUGAGGGAUGUGUAUACCUCAGUCAUACAUAGAUGCACACAUUUACGUGGGUCUCUUAUAGGUGACGGACCUGAGGGUGGGUCUCUUAUAGGUGACGGACCUGGGGGUGGGUCUCUUAUAGGUGACUGACCUGAGUGUGGGUCUCUUAUAGGUGAUGGACCUGGGGGUGGGUCUCUUAUAGGUGACUGACCUGGGCGUGGGUCUCUUAUAGGUGAUGGACCUGGGCGUGGGUCUCUUAUAGGUGAUGGACCUGGGGGUGGGUCUCUUAUACGUGACGGACCUGGGGGUGGGUCUCUUAUAGGUGAUGGACCUG